Molecule: messenger RNA, 3653 nt
Organism: Galendromus occidentalis (western predatory mite)
Lineage: Eukaryota; Metazoa; Arthropoda; Arachnida; Mesostigmata; Phytoseiidae
Product: UHRF1-binding protein 1
Source: RefSeq, a predicted model, not a curated record
AUGCCUUCGAAAAUUAAGAAACGUCUAAAAAAGCUCAAAAAACGUCUGACUAAAGGAUAUUUCCCCUUCCGCAAAUCGCCUGCCUUGAAAUUGAUGUUCAAAUUCACAAAAAACCUCUCUGUAGAGAAUAUCCAGUUGAGUGCUUUGAAGGGAAGAUGCGAACUCCAAAAUCUCGAACUCAACGAGGAGCUCCUUAUGGAACUCCUCGAGCUUCCAUGUUGGCUUUCCUUGACCCGAGCCUUCUGCAACUCCGCCGCUCUGAAGGUGCCGUGGACGAAACUGAAGUCAGAACCCAUUGUGAUCACGCUGGACCAUGUCGAAAUCCAUGUCGAGACCUGCGAACAACUGCGGAACAUCAUACCGUCCACGAAACCGAGCUAUACGUCGGGUCGGUACGGUUUUGCAGAACAGACUUUAGAUUCCAUCACAAUUAUAGUCAACUCGGUCAACAUUCACCUCCAAAGUCCGGCGUUCGAGGCGACUCUCGACCUCCAACGUCUAAUUGUUGAUUCUCGGACGCCGAAUUGGCAGAAGGGGGACCUGCGGCAAUGUAGACUUAAGAAUCGCGACACAAAUGAACUUUUACUCUUCAAACAAAUCGAAUGGCAGACGAUGCGCAUCGAGGCGAAGGUUUCAUCCAAGCCUGCAACGCCACUGGUUGCCCUGUCACCUCUACGAUUGUUAACUUCUUCCGCUAGAUGUCGUUUGACGCUCAAGAAAAGGCUUGCAGAUUGUUCGCUAGUCACUUCUCGGCUUUUCGUGGUCUUCGACCAACUACUGUGGGUUUUUACGGAUGCACAGAUGGUCGCUGCGCUACAUUUCGCGAAUUCCCUAGCUGAUCUCAUCGAGAAAGCGACCGACCUGUCACACAAGCUGCAAGCCGGCAAGCACCUAGCUCUGCCCAUCGAUUCUUCUUAUGCAAAAAAUCUGUCGAAGAAAGAGACGCCUCUAACUGCAGUUUGGCGUGCUUACGACAUUGCUGAGACUUCAUACCAUGUUUUCUGCACCGCUAUAGACCUCCAUCUGGUGGAUGAGACGGCAACCGGGUCUGUUUGCCGAUCGGGACUUCCUGAGCUCGAAAAAGGAGGCUGCCUGCAGGUCACAUUGAAAAAUCUACAAAUCGAUCACUACCCAUUCCACCGAGCAUGCCUGGGAAGACAUCACUGGGUGAGAUAUCAGGAACCCAAUGGGGAUCGCGUGCCUUGGCUCGACGAAAUGCAUCUCAAUUAUGCCAAAAAGAAUAAACUAAUGUGCGCGGAGAACGAGUAUCGACUACCUCUACACCUGAUGUGCUCAACAACGUUACUGAUCGUCGACAAGUUCACAAUCUAUAAAGUGUCGACCUCCACAAGGGCUGAACGCCAACCCUUCCUCAAUAAUUACAACAUUGCUUCAGAGAAAGCCAUAUUUAUUGAUUUCACAUCGUACUAUUAUCCGGGAAGCUCUUCCGAUUUGUCCCCGCCCCAACCGUAUUGCUACGUCAACCUGGGUCCCAGUAUUAUACGAUUGGACAUACCCACCUUACUGUGGGGCGUUGCGUUCAUGCGCUCCAUAAUUAGAGAGAACCUGUUCAUAUUUAGCCACGAGACGCCCAUCACCAUGUGCCGUGUUGAGAUCUACUUGACGAAGGUAAUGUUCGACGAAGUCGUUGCUCAGUGCAGUCGAAUAAUCUGCAGCAACUCCAGAGAGGGCAUUUCCUCCUCGCGAGCAGAACUCAAACAAGCCCUGGAUUCGUUCUCAAGAGGACCCUUGUUCUUUGAGACGAACAAAUAUCCCUGGUCCGAUGGAGAUCUCCGAACCCCUCCCGGAGCGUCGGCCGUCUCCCAGCAUAUAGUGAAUCAUUGUAUUUCCGAGGAGGGAACAAAGGAGGACGUGUGGUCGGUUUGCGUUGAUCCGGUUUGGGUUGAUUUCAUCGAAAAAGGGCACAGACCCGAAACCAUUUUGGAUCCGCUCCCGUUGACAUUGUGGUACUGUCAGAAGCAAAUUCUCGCCCACGUCCGCGGACUUGUGAACGUCCAAAUCUGUCAUAAUCAUUUUCCCCAUCUGAUGGGAAAAGCUAAAAUGCUCGCACUUUUAAUACAUCAACUCAAGCUCGACAUUCGGAAAAGCACGACAGUACCCCGUUCGCCAUUGGACACAAUGUUGGGCGUUAUGUUGCCCAUGGUCAACGUAUCGUUGGUACUGAAAGCCAACGCGGGCUUCAAGAUGGCGACCACGAAACAGGAAAACUUCGGAUCUGACGACUCGGCGCGAUCCGAGCCCCCCACCAUAAGUUCUACGGAAUCUCUGCCGGCGGCCGCGGAGGUGAUAAGACCGCAAUUCGGUUCUCUGGGACUCCCGAGCGCGUCGUACACAGAUUCGCUCUCGGUUUCGACGUCGCUGUGCGAGGACGCAAUGGACGCUCUAUCGGUGCGUUCGGACGAAAGCGACUCGAUCGCGGAACGGUGGGCCGGAAUGCUCGGUGACGGAAAUCAAGUUGGACAUGGCAAAGAGCUUUUGGCCGGAAUCGAGUUGGCCGAAGAGGCUGCUGAGGAGGCCCACGAGGUGAACGAAGACCUCGACGAUCAGUUGAGCGCAGCAGAGUCGGACAAUCCAUCACACUUGGUGUCGGUGGUAGUGUUGAAAGUUCGGGACAUCCAGUUGGCAGUCGUGAACGACUCACUCCUAUAUCAAAUGCACUCGAUCGAAUUCGAAGAGAACAGCUCCGUCGAACGCGACGUCUACCAGGCUGAGUUCAGUGCGCGGACUCGUACCGUCGCCACCCAGAACGCCCUCAACAAACAGCUGGCCGCGACCUGCCUCGCAAGUGGCAGAGUGGAUCUCAAUGAGGCCCAGCGACUUCAGCUACUGGUUCAGGGUCUCGAGCUGAAGCUGAGCUCAGGAUCGAUAGCCGGACUUGCCGACAUGUUCCAAGAAAGCCUUCAUGCUCACAAGAACAACAACAACAACAGCAGCAGUGGCGGUGUUGGCCCCAGUAAAAGCAAUGGGAGAGCAAUACAGAGCGAGAACGCUUUUGACGAUCUGCCCUUCUCCGUUCGGGUAUUGCUCUACGAUAUCAAGGUCCGUGCGGCUCCGGGUCAGCUGCUUGUGGUCCCGCAUUGCCUCAUCGAGCGACCCUGGAGCGUGGGAAGAGAAUCUUCGGUGUACGUGUUGCCUAUCGGAUUCAGCACAUUGGACGAGAGCGUGGAGAAGCUACUCAGGAACAAUAUCAACAUUGAUAAACUGCCGAUGACCUCGCUGAACCAAGUGAUUCGCGAGAGCAGCUACAUGCAUCAUCUUGCCACUCGGAUACAGAUGUUGGAGAAUGACAACAAUACACUUAAGUCGCAGAGUAAACAGCACAAGAAAGAAUACGAGAAACUCUCGGCUCAGAACGCAAAGCUUCGAGCUGAAAUCGAACGACUACAGCAGGAGGUUGCGUCACGAAUCAAGUGAACUUUUUCAGAUUUUUCUGCUCUUGGAGAAUUCUUCCCGCCAGUCCGGUGGCUGGUUUGUUGUUUCUGACCCACGUUUUUUCUUAUACCUUGUAUUUUGAGGCUGAGCAGCGGGAGCAAGAAUUGUAGUGACUGGCUCCCGCCGGGAGUCGAGCCCUGGAGGGCGAAUGAGUCCUGAAAUCCCGCUCGGCAAUCGAGCUGGAUGCGGACAUUUUGAAU